Saprolegnia diclina VS20 is the source of this 1717-nucleotide messenger RNA. RefSeq lists its product as hypothetical. Gene Ontology annotation, biological process: proteolysis. The transcript is spliced from 2 exons. NCBI's taxonomy places the organism in Eukaryota, Oomycota, Saprolegniomycetes, Saprolegniales, Saprolegniaceae. The coding region runs from base 73 to 1590 and encodes 505 amino acids. The record is from RefSeq and is a predicted model, not a curated record. Gene Ontology annotation, molecular function: serine-type carboxypeptidase activity.
CGGAAUUCGAAGCUACUCGUGGCGCCAAACCACCCGAUCGCCAGUUCAACUUUCGCUGCACCACCGACAGCCAUGGCCCGCGGCCGCCCGUACGAAACGAUCGCGCUAGGCGAAGACACGGGGCUCACGGCGACGGGCCGGUCGAACCUCGCCGCGCUCAGUCGCCACCGGUGGUUCCUUCUCGCACUAACAGGCGUCAGCGCACUCUUUUACGCGGGCGUCGAGCUCCUCCCGGCGUGGGACGUGCCCAUCGCGUCGACGACAACGCUCAACCACCGAGCGACUGUUGUGCCCGAGAAGAAAUUCGUGCCCCGCAUCGAUGACUCGGACGAAGUCGACACGUUCUGCGGCAUCGUGGGCCAAGAAUCCGGCUACAUUGCGCUCCCCAACAAGAAGGACGACCACUACUUUUACUGGUUCUUCGAGUCGCGGCGCAACCCGGAGAAGGACCCACUCAUUCUCUGGCUCACGGGCGGCCCCGGCUGCUCGAGCAUGCUUGCGCUCCUCUACGAGAACGGGCCCUGCGUCGUGACGAAAGAUCUCAAGACGCAGCUCAACCCGCUCUCGUGGAACAACAUUGCCAACGUCAUUUGGCUCGACCAGCCGACCGGCGUCGGCUUCUCGUACGGCGACAAGGACGACUACGACAUGAACGAAAACCAAGUCGGCGAGAACAUUUGGUUCUUUCUCCAGGGCUGGCUCGCGGCCAACCCGCGCUUCCAUGGCCGCGACUUUUACAUCUUCGGCGAGUCGUACGGCGGUCACUUUGUUCCAGCGGCCGCCCACGCCAUCUUUACGCGCAACCCGAGCGUCCAUGACGACGAACAAGUGAUUGCCCUCCAGGGCAUUGCGAUUGGAAACGGUCUCACCGACCCUAUUGAGCAGUAUGCGCACGCCGCCGAUAUGACUGAGAAUGCGUACAACCUCACGCUUGUCUCGCCCGAGUUUGAAGCGUCCAUGAAGGCUCAAGUGCCAGCUUGUGUCGAGAUGGUCACGCAGUGCCAAACUGACGAUUCGGUGUGUGCGGAUGCCCAAGCGUUCUGCCACGAGGCGCUCGUGAACCCGCUCUUCUUGACGACCGGGCGCAACCCAUACGACAUCCGCAAGCCGUGCGCCGGCGGCCAAUCCAUCGGAUGCUACGACUUUAGCCACAUUGAGGCGUUUCUCAACUCACCGGGGAUCAUGGACGUCCUUGGCGUCGACACGGACAAGGUGGCGCAGUGGCAGGAGUGCAACUUUGAGAUCAACGCGCAGUUUGGCAACGACUGGAUGAAGGUCUAUUCGCCGUACGUGCCCCCGAUGCUGGACGCUGGCAUCCGCGUCAUGGUCUACGCCGGCGACGCCGACCUCAUGUGCAACUGGCAAGGCAACGAAGCGUGGACCAAGCACUUGCCCUGGUCGGGCCAUGCGGCGUUCAACGCGGCGGCCAACCGUCCGAUGCUCUUUCAGGACAAACCGGUCGGCGAAGUCCGGUCGGCGAAAGGACUCACGUUCCUCCGCGUCUACGAAGCCGGGCACAUGGUGCCGCUCGACCAACCCGAAGUGUCGCUUGCGAUGGUCGACACUUUUCUCCGCAACGAAGCGUUCUGAUUCUAACACGAAAUAUGAAGAAUAUUGUAUCUGGCCAAGGACGAAAUUCCGCCUACGAGCGUUGACCGCCGACGACAUCCCUAAACCUACCAAUGCCAAUGCAAACCUUAACCCAUUUAUUCCUUCA